This is a messenger RNA of Phytophthora nicotianae INRA-310, 962 nucleotides long. RefSeq lists its product as hypothetical. Bases 122 to 574 code for a protein of 150 amino acids. Gene Ontology annotation, cellular component: extracellular region. The transcript has a single exon. The record is from RefSeq and is a predicted model, not a curated record. NCBI's taxonomy places the organism in Eukaryota, Oomycota, Peronosporomycetes, Peronosporales, Peronosporaceae.
UUUUCAGUGUGGUACAGCGCAUGUGAAAGGCUACCAUGGCUUCGUGGAACCUUCCCGGCCACUAGAGACUGGCAGUCCCAGACUGGCUCGACACAACUCAAACUCCCCAGUCCCGAUCACAAUGGCACCCCUCCGCAACAUCUUCGCCGUGACCCUCGUAGCCUUCGUAGCGCUUCAAUCUUCGGCCAACGCCGCCACCUGUACAGACGACGAGCAGUCCACCAUUGACAAUGUGUACACUGAGCUGGCCAACAGCACUGCGUGCGGGGAUCUGGUGGCCGACUCGGGCGUGUCAUCGCUCGACUACUGCCAGAACAGCGACUGCCUCGCGGAGCUCAGUGACGCAGUGGAUCAGCUGCCAGACUGCACAGGCGAAGACGAGCUCGACCGCAAGACUGGACUGCAGACGGUCAUCACAUACUGCGCCAGCACGAACGAGGUGCUGGACCAGUCAGCGUCAGCCAGCGGCACAGGCAGUGGAUCGGUUGUAUCGGGUGCCUCGAAGGGUGUCAUGGCUAUGGGCGUCGUGGUAGCCCAGCUCUCAGUCGCUCUUUACUUCUCGGGAUUCUUGUGAGUUUCGACUUGCUGCUAGGACCAUUGCAUGAACGGUGACGAACGUGGGGCCGUGUGGAUAAUGCUUUUUGCAGAGUUCUAGUACGAUCGUUACUCAAUUACACUAAUGCCUACGAAUAAAUAAAAAUAACACCCACAAUUUGUUACCGUUGCAUUCCAAUGUCACUGAGCCGAUGAGUGCAGAACGGAGGUCAACUUUCGACUUCUCGGAUGAAUGUCAGAAUUUGUGAGCAAGACAAUCGCCUUUCGACCGUGGAAACCUGGAGGAUGUUCCUUUGUAGUGCCGCCGGCGAGAAGGUUGUCGUACAGAUAUAUGCUUUCCAGUUAGAAUGAACAAGUGCUGCAUUAGGCGUCUAAGUCGGAUAACUUCCAUAACUUCUAAUUCCACC